AUGGUCACUGGAGUGACCAAACUACUCUGCAUAAACGAGCGUGCGCCUGAUCGAUCUGUCCAUACUACUGCCAUAUUGGAGACACCAGUACUCUAUUCCAGUAGUUAUUUGAUCAGUGGAUCCUCUGGAACUGUUGUGGUGGGUAAAGGGAGACAAUAUUUAAAUCCUCACGAUCUAUUUAAAUCAUUUUUCAAUUUGAAUUCAUAUAUCAAUUUGAUUAUUCAAUCGGUUUCUUACUACGCAAUCGAUUUAUCAAAAGUUAGAAAAACAACAUUUGAUUAUUAUUGUCAAACAAUUAUUCCUAAUAUUCGUAAUGUAUUAUCUCUUACAUUAUCCAAUGAACCGCAAACGUGUCGUGAAAUUGAUUUAUUUAUAAACAAUGUACAUAUUGAAAAAUUCUCACAUACUUGUAUUUCAUUAUCAUUGAUUGAAUCAACAAAUGAUCAAUUAGAUGAUAUUCUCUCAAAAUUAACAAAUGUGACAAAAUUUAAACUGCAAUGGUAUCAGUCCGAUAAAACGCCAAAAAGUAUGAGUCAUUAUCUUACAUUACAAUAUUUACAAUAUUUCACACUGGAUUGUGUUGCACUUUCAAUUAGCGAUUUAGUUUUGAUUUUUCUCUCAUUACCGAAACUUGUUUAUCUGAAUGUGAUGAAAAUACGUUGUUUUACAGAAGAAGGGAAACCAGAAACAUUAUUGUUUAAUGAUGAUUCUAUAUUAACCUUAGCUCCAACUUUAUCAAUUCUCAAAAUUCGAUUCAUCUCUACUGUACAGCUAGAAACGCUUAGGCUUUUAUUUCAACGUUUACCUCAAUUGCGACAAUUAUCGUUGCACAUGGAAAUACACGACCAGCACCCACCCAUAGACGGCUAUCAGUGGAAAGAGAUAUUCACUUAUUUAUCAAAUUUAAAACACUUAGGCUUUUAUAUGACUAGUUGGACAACUGAUUAUUCCUAUUUCGAAUCGUUAGUCACAUCAUUUAAUAUUGAUUUUUAUUUGGAACGUAAAUGGUAUUUUACAUUUGAUUAUUCAGAAGAAAAACAAUUAUUGCAAAUGUACAAAAUCCCACUAAAAAUAUAUAAGUAUGACGAAUUAUUGUGUUCAAUGCACAUUAACACAACAAAUUCUAAUAGUGUAAAGUCAGUCUGUACAACUGUCAAACAUUUGUCAAUUCUUCAUUCAUCUCAUUCUUACCCGACUACAGUUAGAAGAACGUACCCAAAUGUGAAAUCACUGACACUGAAAACCAAUGUUUCAUUAUUAACUUAUUUAAAUCAAAUUAUUGUUUAUUCAAAUUUAACACAUUUGGACAUUCGUCAUGAACAAUAUUCAACAGUAUUCUUCUUAAAUUUAUUUAGAAAAGCAUCAAAUAUUACAUCUUUAACUCUAACAAAUACAACUGAUAGUCAGUUAAAUGAACUACUUAACAAUAAACCAUUGUGUGACAAAUAUUUAUGUAAAAUGAUCAAAAAUUUAGAAUUAACUGGUGGCAUUACACGAGAUAAUGUUGAACGAUUUUCAAAUGUUUUCAAAAUUCUAGAACGACUACAGAUUAAGCAUUUAUAUUAUGAACCAAUUAUUGUUACAACAUUACUAGAAAACAUGAAACAGUUAACAAAUUUAACAAUCAAUAACAAGGAUCGUAGAAUAUUGGAAACGAAAGGCUUUCGAAAAAAUGAUAAUAGAUUAGAUGAGAGAGUGUAG
This is a messenger RNA of Didymodactylos carnosus, 1701 nucleotides long. NCBI's taxonomy places the organism in Eukaryota, Metazoa, Rotifera, Eurotatoria, Philodinida, Philodinidae. The record is from the annotation of a GenBank genome assembly.